CUGUGUGGGCGUGGCCCGAUGGAGGGGGCGUGGCCGGGCGGCGCGCGGCGGCGGCAGCGCCAUGUCGAUGGAGGACCCCUUCUUCGUGGUGAAGGGGGAGGUGCAGAAAGCUGUGAACACUGCCCAGGGGCUCUUCCAGAGGUGGACAGAGCUCUUGCAAGAUCCCUCCAUCGCCACAAGAGAAGAAAUCGACUGGACCACCAAUGAGCUCAGGAACAACCUGCGGAGCAUCGAGUGGGACCUGGAGGACCUGGAUGAAACCAUUAGCAUCGUGGAGGCAAACCCGCGGAAAUUCAACCUCGAUGCCACAGAGCUGGGAAUCCGCAAAGCCUUCAUCACCAGCACGCGGCAGGUGGUCAGGGACAUGAAGGAUCAGAUGUCAAACUCAUCCAUGCAAGCACUGGCUGAAAGAAAAAACAGGCAGGCACUGCUGGGAGAGAGUGGGAGUCAGAGUUGGAGCUCUGGACCUGACAAGUACAGCCGUCUGGACCGGGAGCUGCAAUUAGCAAAUUCACAUUUCAUCGAGGAGCAGCAAGCUCAACAACAGCUGAUUGUGGAGCAGCAGGAUGAGCAGUUGGAGCUGGUCUCUGGCAGCAUCGGGGUGCUCAAGAACAUGUCCCAGCGCAUUGGCGGGGAGCUGGAAGAGCAAGCAGUGAUGCUGGAUGACUUCUCCCACGAGCUGGACAGCACUCAGUCACGCCUUGACAACGUCAUGAAGAAGCUCGCCAAAGUGUCUCACAUGACGAGUGAUCGACGGCAGUGGUGUGCAAUUGUUGUCCUCUUCGUCAUCUUGCUAGUGGUGCUCAUCCUGUUUUUUGUCCUGUGAUGACAAAAACUGAACUUCCUGGGACGCCCCCUCCCCGCCCCCUGGCCCCGGCAGCGCGGGGAAAUGAAACUCUCCCGAUUUCCGUCCGCCCACAGCGAUCCCGGCAGGAACCCCCGCACCCAGCUCUCACCAUCCUGCUCCAGGCCUGCGGCUCGGCGUCCCCCCGGCCCCGGGGAGAGGGGGCAGCGCUGGAGCUGCCUCUCCCCUGCUGCGCUGCAGUCUGGAUCCAUGGAGCUGGAGGGGACCUGAGCCCCGCGCUGCCACCGCUGCAGGUAGGAGCCGUGAGAGAUAGAUGGACACAGCAGCGAGCCCUGGGGACGAUGGGACGGGGGAGGAGUUACUGAAUUCACCGAGCAUCACAAACUGCGCUGCCAGUGCCAGCCUCAGGCAUUACUGGGAACGGUGAAACCCCCCAAGCCGCAGCGAGGGAGGGGAGCCCUGGCCCUGCUCCCCGUGCCCCUCCCUGCCUCCUGUGGGCGGGCUCUGUAGCAGCAGUUCACUGCCGAGAGAGCACGGUGAGUCCUGCCAGAGCUUUCCUGCCCUCUCCCCGGGCAGAGGGCAGAGCUGUAGGGUCUCAUGUCCUGCCAUCGGCCACCCAGGCCCCCUCAGACACCCCAGAGCUUCAAACCUGGGGUGCUGCACUCCGAGCGCUGGCAAUCAGCUGUGAGCCAGAGAGGGAGAGUCUUGAAGCUUUUAAACUUGCCUCCCUCACUAUACAGGCCUCUAAAGCUCAUUGACUGAUGCUUUCUUUGCCCUUGUAUAACUGAGUCUCUGCUUCUGUUUAACAGCUGCUUCUCUUUGGCAAGUGAUUUGCCAAGUCUAAAAUAACUUAUUUUUUUUAAGAAAAAAAACUUUAAAGAUUUUUUUGAUGACCAUUAGAGCCACGUUCUCUCUGCGGGUGCACGACACACAUGACCAGAGGAACAGUGCUCAGUGAUGUAUUUUAAGUGUACAUGAACUUGUAAAUAGGAUGUCUUAAUUUUUCCCAACCGCUAUUUUUUGGACGCCUCCGUUGUAAGCAACCAAAAGGCAGGAGAUUCGAAGCUAGGAUCAUGUUUCCAUAUUCCUUCCCAGUCCUUUUGUCACCUCCCAGUUGUUUGUCACUCCAGUUGUCUCAGCAGUGUUGGAUUCCCUGCAGGGAAUGUGGAGUAGCCAGGUGGGCAGUACCAAAAAUGUGGUGAAAAAAGCUCACCUGGGCAGAGGAACGGGCAGAGGGACCGUGCUGCAAGCACCAAUUGUGGGAUGGGGGGUGACUCUUGAGGAAAGCAAAAACGGUUUCUUACUCCAGUCUGCUCCCAUAUUUUGAGUUGCAAACAUGAAAAGACUCAGCACAGCCUGGCUUAUGGCUCCCAGAUGGGGCUGGGGGAGGAAGUUAAUUGGCA
Passer montanus (Eurasian tree sparrow) is the source of this 2208-nucleotide messenger RNA. RefSeq names its product syntaxin 6 (gene STX6). NCBI's taxonomy places the organism in Eukaryota, Metazoa, Chordata, Aves, Passeriformes, Passeridae. Gene Ontology annotation, biological process: intracellular protein transport; Golgi vesicle transport. The transcript is spliced from 8 exons. Gene Ontology annotation, cellular component: membrane. Gene Ontology annotation, molecular function: SNAP receptor activity. The record is from RefSeq and is a predicted model, not a curated record. The coding region runs from base 62 to 826 and encodes 254 amino acids.